Messenger RNA from Gossypium raimondii (Peruvian cotton), 2296 nucleotides. Its product is annotated as mRNA export factor GLE1. Gene Ontology annotation, cellular component: nuclear pore cytoplasmic filaments; nuclear pore; cytoplasm. The record is from RefSeq and is a predicted model, not a curated record. Bases 161 to 2086 code for a protein of 641 amino acids. Gene Ontology annotation, molecular function: phospholipid binding; translation initiation factor binding; inositol hexakisphosphate binding. The transcript is spliced from 15 exons. NCBI's taxonomy places the organism in Eukaryota, Viridiplantae, Streptophyta, Magnoliopsida, Malvales, Malvaceae. Gene Ontology annotation, biological process: regulation of translational initiation; regulation of translational termination; poly(A)+ mRNA export from nucleus.
AGGCUGAGUGAAAAUGGUGGAAAUGUCUUAAUAAAGUUUUGGCGCUUUGGUGUUUAGAAUUCGAAAAGAAAAAAAGAUUUGGGGGUUUAGGGUUUUACUCUGAUUUUCAUUUCCCAAUUGAAUCAUUAGGGUUUUAAAUUUGUAAGUCCUCAAGACCACAAUGGAAGCUGUUAAGUUGGAAAUUCGGUGUCCUCAAAUCGUUAAUGGAAUCGGUCUUGAACCCGACCCGGAUUGGAGCUUCAAAUCUUUGUUAUUGGAGCUUGAUUCCUUGGAAAAGAAGCUCAAUCUCUCUUCUUCGGUUUCUUUGCCCUUUGCAAAAACCAAAUCAAGAGAAAUUUAUGGGGAAAAAGGCACCAAGAGAAGCUCAAAUGCAUUUGUAAUGAGAGUAUCUGAUGAGGAGUUUGAGGAUAGUGAAGGUGAGAAUGAGAAAGUUCGUGAUCGAGGUUUAGUGAAAGCUGCACGAUUCAAUUGCAAUGAAUUUUAUUUUAGUAGUAGCGAUGAUGAUUCUGAUGAUCAGCCAUGUCUUGACGUUCAAACCUACUUGAUGAAUGAGGUGGGAUUGGUGGAGAGUGCUCUAUAUGAGUUAACUCAUGAGCAUCAACUUGGAGUUAAGGAGGAAAUUAGAAACACAAUCUCUGCAUUAGAGACAGAUUUGAUGAAUGAGAGCGAAAAGUCUUCCUCUGCACAUACUAAAGUUGAGAAAUAUAGAGAAGCAAGGCGAGAAGUGGAGAGGAAAUUUGAUGUUCAGUACCAACGCAGAGUUGCAGAAGGACUUGAUAAUCAUUUGACUGCUGUCCAGCGGGACCAUGAACUCAAAUCACAAAUAGAGGAAAGGAAAAUACGAAGUGAUGCAGCACAUGAAGAAGCCAAGAGAAGGGAAAAGGCUCUUCAGGAAGAAAGACUACGCCAAGAAAAGGCCAAAGCAGAGGCAGAGUUGCAGGCUAAACUUAAAGCUGAGGAAGCAAAUAGAGCUGCUUUGGAAGCUGAGAGGAUAGCAGCAAAAGAAGCAGCAGAAAAUGAAGCAGCUAAAUCCUCAAAAGCUAAUACUUCUGAAGUGCCACAAACAGAAGCUUCAGGAGGCCCAAAUGCUACUAGUUCGAGAGUUGAGAAUGAUAAAACAAAUAAAUCAGAAUUGGCAGGUAAUAUGCUCAGGGCUGCUGAGAGUGCUUUAAAGCUAGAGAGGGAAAGGCUACAAAAAUUAAAAGAGUUGGAAGAAAUAAACCAAUCACUGAGAUCAAGUUCAAAUCAGAAUUUUGACAGCACUGGAAGGCUUAUUGGUAGAUUAAUAAGGCAAAUUAGUGGUAACAAGGACAAGGUUAGCACACAAGCUAGUGAGCUUGUAAAGAUUUUCAACAAUCCGCGUUGCCCUCAAACCAUAAGCAUCGCAUAUUUUGCUCAGAAGGUUGUUUCUAACUGCGAAAGCCCUAGUCAUUCUGCCUUUGCCUGUGCACAUGUCAUCGUCCUUGUAACAUCACAGUUUCCACAAGCGAUGGAUCUUGUUCUUGCUGAGAUACAUAGAGCUUGCAUUUACACUGUCCCAAAGCAUAUAUCAUACACCAAGUCAGCAUUUGAAUCCAAAGAAGCUUAUUGGAAGGUUAUUGGAUACAAAGAGGAUGAUGGGAAGAUUGAAAGUACUACGGAUUAUUUGGUACGGUUGGAAUCUUACAUGAAGCUGUAUGGGGCACUGGUUCAGACUGAGGUUGCUGGUUGCCAAAAUGUUCAUGGUCUAAAGGAAGGUUGGGCUUGGCUUGCUAGGUUUCUAAAUGCACUCCCUGCCAAUAUGUAUACCGCUGUGGCUUUGUACGCAUUCCUGCAAAUGGCAGGGUUUGCUCUCUUCAGAAAAUACCGAUCUCAGUUCAUGAAAAUGCUGAACUUCAUCUCAGAGAACUUUCUAAAUGCCUUGAGGUCCCAAGAUGAUCCGGACCUGAGGCCGAUUACGUCCAAGAUUCAAUGUUACUUGGAAGACAAGUUAUUCCUUCAAGAACCAGAGGGAAGGACUUUGCAUAGUUCUUUGUUAUCAAAUAACAUGGCGCCAGAGUCGGAUUACCAUGGUCCGUAUCAUCAACAAAGUAGGCAUUUCUACUAAACCAAUCGAAUGGAGAAAUCAUUUGUAAGGAGUUGCUCAGAAGCACAAACGAGUACGAAGCUAAUCUCUGAUCCUCAUAUAUUCUUUUCAUUAUAUACCCAAAUGUUUUGGGGACGAAGAAGUUUAAGGUUUAUGCUUACAUAACAAAUUCUAUACAAUAGUAUAAAAUUUGACACAUUCGUAUAAUAUUUAUAUAUUCAUUUCCUCUGA